Messenger RNA from Dromiciops gliroides (monito del monte), 1564 nucleotides. RefSeq names its product von Hippel-Lindau tumor suppressor (gene VHL). The coding region runs from base 112 to 609 and encodes 165 amino acids. The record is from RefSeq and is a predicted model, not a curated record. Lineage: Eukaryota; Metazoa; Chordata; Mammalia; Microbiotheria; Microbiotheriidae. The transcript has 3 exons.
GGCACGUCGGCACGCACCUUCAAGGAAGAAACGGACCUGAGAACCGGUUGCCUAUGAGUUGUGUGGGUUGCUUUUCCCCUCCUCUCUGGCUGAGUCGCGCGGGACGCGAGGAUGCCGCGGGAGCCGCUCCGGACUGGCGCCGGGCCGCCCCGGCUGCGCUCGGUGAACAGCCGUCAGCCGUCCUGCGUGAUCUUCUGUAACCGCACGUGCCGCCAGGUGCUCCCCUUCUGGGUCAACUUCGAGGGGCAGCCGACGCCCUACCAGAUGCUGCUGCCUGGCACCGGCCGCAGGAUAAACAGCUACCUCGGUCAUUUUUGGUUAUUCAGAGAUGCAAAUACAGGUGAUGGACUUUUGGUUAACCAGACUGAAUUAUUUGUGCCAUCUCUCAAUGAAAAUGGACAGCCUGUUUUUGCUAACAUCACACUUCCAGUUUAUACGCUGAAAGAGAGAUGUCUUCAAGUUGUUCGCUGCCUUGUCAAGCCUGAGGACUACAGGAAACUGGACAUUGUGAGGUCAUUGUAUGAUGAUCUGGAAGACCACCCAGAUAUUCAGAAGGACCUUAGGAGACUUUCACUGGAGUACCUUGAGAAUCAAGUGGAUGGAGACUAAGACAGGAACUCCUGAGUCUUUGCUGUGGAAGGCAUCGAGUGAUUUUACCAAGCCAUGGUACUGUGACGUACUGUCAAUUGCAAGGUGUCUUGCUCUCAAGGAGUAAAAUUUAUUCCAAUGGUAAUGGUUGCUUCAAGAAUUAGAACGUUGGGGGGCAGCUAGAUGGUGCAGUGGAUAGAGCACCGGCCCUGGAGUCAGGAGGACCUGAGUUCAAAUCUGGCCUCAGACACUUGACACUUACUAGCUGUGUGAUCCUGGGCAAGUCACUUAACCCCAAUUGCCUCACCAAAAAAAAAAAGAAUUAGAACAUUAACAUUUAGACUCCAAUUGAGAUAGCGAACUGUCAUUGGAUUCAUUAGGCCUUGUGAUGUUAGGAGUUGGGAUCACAAAAUGCCUUUUAAUGGUGUCCUCCUGGGGAACAUCAUCUAUCUUCUGGUGACUUGGCUGUUGUUCAGUAGUCUGGGGGCUCUAAUAGGAUGCAAACUUACCAUGAAUAGAGAUCCCCUAAAACCCUGGACCGGAUGACCUUGGAAGUAGCUUCCAACUCUGAAUAUAUGAUCUAUGAAGUUAGGAUAUUGGUCAGGUUUAGAGGGCUUUGGAUCACUUUAGGCUGGUCCUUACUCUGUAGUCCAUUUGUUUUCCUUUGUGGAAAAAUAAAGGAUUUACCUAGAUGGGUUGUAACUGAUCUGAAAUAUAGGAAUUGAAAACAUUUAUUUUGUAUGAAAAAAAUCAAGAGGAAUUUAUGGGAAAUGAUUGACUUGUAGUGAUUCAGGAUUAUUUAUGUACAAGGAUAUUUUAUUGGGGAAAAACAUAUUAUUGAACCCUACCGUAUAUUGUAUUACUUGUGAGACUAGUAACAUAGGUUUUAAUAAUGAGUUAUUUACUUGAAAGUGUUUGGGAAGCUUUUCAUGGGUAGGACUUGUAAAAAUUAAAAUGAUUGUCAUUUUGUGAGACA